Chelmon rostratus (copperband butterflyfish) is the source of this 3207-nucleotide messenger RNA. It is a transcript of the gene entpd3, whose product is annotated as ectonucleoside triphosphate diphosphohydrolase 3. Lineage: Eukaryota; Metazoa; Chordata; Actinopteri; Chaetodontiformes; Chaetodontidae. Gene Ontology annotation, molecular function: GDP phosphatase activity; UDP phosphatase activity. The record is from RefSeq and is a predicted model, not a curated record. The coding region runs from base 9 to 1637 and encodes 542 amino acids. Gene Ontology annotation, cellular component: plasma membrane. The transcript has 10 exons. Gene Ontology annotation, biological process: nucleoside diphosphate catabolic process.
GUGAUCUCAUGGCAUUAAAGUGUCUCACUGUGGCUCUCAUUGUCAAGUAUUUUAACAGGAAGAAUAAUCCCACACAGCCAUCAUUUACAGCACUUUCCCCUCUGCCUUUGUUUCCUUUUAUGGAAAUGGCUUCCAAACGCCAAAUGGGCUACAAGUGUCGCAUAGCAGUGGUGCUGCUUCUCCUCUUGGCCAGUAUUGCUGCCCUCGUUGCCGUUGCCGUCAUCCAGGACACCUGGAAGUCUAAAGAGUACACCUUAGAGUAUGGCAUAGUGAUAGACUCGGGCUCAUCUCGUUCCAAUGUGUACCUGUACGAGUGGCCAGGGGAGAAGGAGAAUGAAACAGGAGUGGUGACUGAGAUAAAGAACUGCAGAGUUGCUGGUAAUGGCAUCUCAGAGAUGAAAGUUGACCCACAGAAGGAUGAAGCAUCGUGGAAAGCGUUCCAAGUCUGCAUGGACGAGGUCAUCAAAGCCGUUCCUGCUGAAAAACACAAAACCACACCCCUCUUUCUGGGAGCUACUGCUGGAAUGAGACUGCUACAUGAGAUGAAUGAAAACAGGUCCAAUGAGAUCUUGGCGAGUCUCACAGAAUACCUGAGCUCUCUGCCUUUCAACUUCCAAAACGCUUCCAUCAUUAGUGGUCAAGAAGAAGGGCUGUACGGGUGGGUCACCGUCAACUACCUCAUGGGAAACUUCCUGGAGAAAAACCUGUGGAACGCCUAUACACGCCCAGAAGGUGCAAGGACUGUGGGGUCCAUGGACCUCGGCGGAGCAUCAACGCAAAUCGCUUUUGCAGUCCAGGAUGAUCUCAUGGGGCCUGACUACUUGCAUGUCAAACUGUACGGUUAUCCUUACAAUGUCUACACACACAGUUUCCUCUGCUAUGGCAAAAAUGAGGCUGAGAAGAGGGUUCUGGACAAAGUGAUCCAGGAAUCAUCUGACCCAGACUACAUCAUUAACCCCUGCUACCCCGAGGGUUUCAAUAUCACCAUGAAGGCCUCGUCCAUUUAUGACACAGAGUGCACAAAGAAACCAAAAGGCUACAACCCGGACCAAGAACUCUUCAUGGUGGGAGCCGCCGACUCAGACAAGUGCGGGAGCUUAGUGCAGUCCAUGUUUGAUUUCAAGACAUGUUCGUCACCCCAGUGUUCCUUUGACGGCGUCGAGCAGCCACCCGUCACCGGGGAUUUUAUGGCAUAUGCAGGAUUCUUCUACACUUCGAGGGCGCUGAUAAAUAGACUGAUAAACAGCACGGCAGAUCUCGAUCAAUUCAAAGCCUCAGUUAGGAAAUUCUGCCACACACAUUGGACAACGCUAAGGGAAGAAAAGACAUGGAUCUCUCCCAAGUACCUCAGGACGUACUGUUACGCAGGUCACUAUGUCUUGACUUUGCUGGCAGACGGAUACAAGUUUGACAAAGAGACCUGGAAAAACAUUAACUUCGAAGAAAAGAUAAAGGCAACCAGCAUAGGUUGGAGUUUGGGCUACAUGCUGAGUGUGUCCAACAUGAUCCCGUCCGAAGUGAAAGAAAUCCCCCCCAUGACAAACCCCGUGUUCGCCGGCCUUAUAUUUCUAUUUUCAGCACUAACCAUUAUAACUGUCGUCAUAGCUUUCAUCAUCCUCGUUCGCGCCUGCUUCUGAGAGCGCAAGUUACAAAGGGAAUGAUCUGCCACGGUAAGCCUCGGAGGCUGCUGUAAUCCUGUCAGUAGCACUACAGUAGCAUGUAGCAGGACACUUAAACUGAAAGUUACUAAUGAAAAGGUUUUGGGUUUUUUUUUUCAUCCUGAGCCAGUUACUGCCUUCUGUUUCAAUUAUUAGAGUUUGUAAACACCUCAAAAUGAAAGCUGUGCAUCCCAAAAGUGUCUCUGAGUCUCCGAGCUAGCUUUACAUGAGAGACUGGUUUGAUUAAGACAGUAAAAAACACUAAAAAGAAAACACUGUAGUUGAUUUUGUACCUCAGGGAAACUUACAGAUUUAAAUAAUUUGUUUUUUUAAGUUUACUUUUUAGUUUACAUGCACAUCUGUGCAGUCUUACAAUACUCACAACAUGCUCAGAAUGAACCCUCAGACAAAAGCAAUGAGCUUUUCACUCAUGAUUGUUUUUCCUGUAUUCUACAUGUAAUCACACUGAAUUGAUCUGCUUCACUUACAAAGUGAAAGCACUUUGCUGCAGCUCUCUUGUAGUAUUAGAAGUGUUAUUGCAGCGUUUUUUGCUUGAAGUGUGCAAUGUAGCAUUUUUUCUUUAUGGUUUUUGCAAACUAAAUACAUGUUACAUGAAGCCAUUUUUUAAAGCAUAUUUGCAAACAAUUAAUAGUUUUAAAUGCAAGUUUAUCUUUAUUUUCUGAGUUUCAGACAGCAGCCAACUGGUCACUGAAAAUUAUUUAGUACUACAACAGGUCCAAGUGUGUUGUUUUUUCAUAUUUGUAUACUAACCGUCCCACAUAGUACUUUGUGCCUCGAUUCUGUACUCUGAGAACAGAGUAUUGUCAAAUAAAUAUUAUGUAAUUGGUUGAAUUGGAGAUGAAGGUCUAAAAAUAAACAACAUCUUUAGAAGUAAAUGUGGUGUUGAGGAUAAAUCCUGUCAACACUGACAAUUCACACAGCUCCAGUUUUCAGGACAGGUUACACUUGGUGUUAUUUAUAUGUUGUGAAAGAUGUCUGAUUGUCUCCACGUGCAGCCUUUGAUGAGAGAUGUAUUUCCAUCAGCAGAGACUAGUUUACAGAUGUCCAUGUUCAUUCUUUUAAGGGGGCAGAGAGGGAACAAUGAAUCUGACUGACUGUCUGAGCUGUGUAUGCAACACUUGAUUAGCACAUUCAGAACAUGUAAUUGGUCGGUGACUGGCAGGUUUUACAAGAUUAGACUUUCUCCACUGUCCUUGUUAUCAUUAAAUGAGUUUACUUGAGGUAAAGGCAUUACAGAACUCUACAGAUCUACAGUGAAAGAGUGAUUUCUUCGCAGAGAUAUCCAGCGUCAUUUCUGAUUUAUUUCUGGAAUAACAAUGUGUGUGUGUGUGGUUUUUUGUUUUUUUUUUACAUUCUGUAAACAUGGUAAUUUACUUGUUAGCUUUUUCCAUAAUACUGUUGUCUUUGUGCUGGAGUUGAAGUAUGUGGAUUAUGCAUGAUUCUCAUGUGAUGCACUGACUGCCCUGGUCCUGUUUUGAUAAUAAUUCUCUCUCUAUUCAGUAAAUAAUAAACUUACCUACUAACUGUA